This is a messenger RNA of Cyclocybe aegerita, 1233 nucleotides long. The record is from the annotation of a GenBank genome assembly. Lineage: Eukaryota; Fungi; Basidiomycota; Agaricomycetes; Agaricales; Hemipholiotaceae.
AUGUCCAGCCCCACCAAAACAUCCGAAACCCAGCGCCUACUCGAACAACAAAGGAAGUUGGCGGAGGAGAAGAUGCGGGAGAGGGCGGAGAAAGCGAGGCAGAGACGGUUGGAGGAGGAGAGGGAGAAGGCUGAGGAGGAGGAGAUGGCCCGGGCGCUCGCGGCAGUGGAGCAAGCAGCGGAAGAGGAGCGGCUGCAAGAGGAAGCAGCGCUCAACAACAGCUGCAAGAACAGGAGGCGGCUGAGAGGCGCCGAAGAGGAGCAAGCAGCCGAAGCGGCAUGGCAGGCAGCUAGGCCUACAGCCUACCCAAGCACGGACGAGGAGGACGAAGAAGUGGUUGUAGAACGAACCAAGCGCAAAGGCAAGGGCAGGGUCAUCGAGUCAUCCGAUGAAAGUAGUUCAGAGGGCGAGAGUGGGAGCAAGGGAGAAGGAAGAAGGGGCAGGGAGAAGGAGAAGGGGCAAGAAGAAGAAGACGAAGACGAAGAUGAAAAGGAUGACGAGGAGCCGGAGACGGCUGCAGCCAUGAAGGGGAAGACAAAGACGGCACGCAAGGUGAAGUCGCAAGACAAGAGGAACCAGAUCCGGGACGAGGGGAUCGUGAAGGCAGAGGCGAGCUGGCCUGUGACGCAGGAGCCAUGUGCCCACUGCAUCGCGGCUGGCAUUCGUUGCCAAUGGAAUCCGGGUGCCGUGGAGAAGUGGCGUACGGCCGUCGAGAAUGGCAAGGGGAAGAAGCGUGCGCCACCCGGUGUCUCGUGCCCGGCUUGCAUGCGCGCCAAGAUUAUGUGCGUGCUGCCGGCUACAAAGUGGAUGCGUGACCGGCUUGAGAAGAACAACGACGGCAAGAGGAAGCGGGACGAUGACGACGAAGGGGACUUUGAGCCAGAGGGAAGGUUGAAGAGAGUGAGGGUGGAAGAGGAGGAAACGCCGCGAGCCGGGCCUAGCCGCGAACGAACACGUCGGGCGGCGGCUGUUGGGGCGGACCAGGCGCGAAGGAGGCAGAGGAGGGAGCAGGCCGAAGCAUUGGACGACCCAUUGGUCCACCUGGCGUGGUCCGUGGAGAAGAUGUGCCGGCAGCAACAGUCGACGAGCCGGGCGGUCCUUGAGCAACUCAAGGUGACCAACCGGCUCUUGACUCGGUUCGUCACGGCCUACGAAAAGGCCCACGUGGAGAAGAAGGAGGAAGUCAAGGAAAAGGGACCGGAAGAGGGAACGGGAGAGGGAGUGAGCCAGUAG